AUGGGCCUUUUGACCUUGGUGUUCACCUCAACGCCGAAUCGUUGAUCGCAUAAAUAUCGAUUAUAAGCGUUUAAUCAAAAAUUCUAACACUCAAACUGACAAUUCCAGCAUAAUGCAAUUGACAACAGUGGUUGAUGUCGAUGUCGAUGUCGACUUCGCUUCGUUUUCGCUUUCAAUUGGUUGGGAAUUGGGCUGCGUGUCACGUACGAAACGCAUUUAAUUUUCACAGAACAUGGCGAAUCGGACGUGGACAUCGGACAGUGUGGCAGUUGGGAACCGGCUGUAAUGUGGGCGAUAUGGCGGAUGAGUCGCCGGCGGACGUGGUUGUGCGGACGGAGACCAGAAACAAACAAAAACCUAUGCAAAAUAAAUCAUUAAGUGUGCGCCUAAUCGAUGUCGCGUCGAUAUAGAAGCUUCAUGUCUAUAUUCCCGGCUAUAUUCCGACUCUCGCUUUCGAGAACUUUAUAUAAAAGUGUCGCCCCCAAACGAGGCUGGAAUCAGUUGGGUCUAAAUUCGGGCCGAUCGAGAGUUCAGCAUGCAGUGUCUUCUACCCGUUAUCCUGUGCCUGUGGGCCUUCAGUCCCGCCGAAAUCGAAGCGCGUCAGAUCAGGAUCAAUCGCUAUGCAGUGAGUGUGCAGGAGGAUCAGGCGGUGGAGGUCAAGGCAGCUCCCUAUCCAGCAGCGGGCUACAGGCCACAAGGACGCGCCUUCUGGCUGCCAGGCGAAGUGGAAGUCGAGGUCCAGGAGGUGCCCAUUGAAGGAUCGGGUCGGAGGUCCGAUCAGUUGGCCUCCACAACCGAGCUGCCUCUGGAGGAGCUGCCGACCAGCACUACGGAUUCACCUGUGGACUGGAGCACCACCCCCAACUGGGAUGCCCUGGACACCACUACCUCUGCUCCUGCGGCAGCGGACUCACUAGCAAGUCGUGCCUUUGAGAAGGCUCCCUACCCGCCAGCCGGGUACCGACCAAGUCGCGCCUUCCGUCUGCCCACCGAGCAGAACCUUGAGGAGCAGCAGCAGAUCCUGGCCAGCAAUGCGACCGACAGCAAUGCCGAUCAUCCGGUCUGUGGGGUCAGCACGGAUCCCCUGAAACCCACGCCGCAACCAGGAUCCAAGGAUGAACCCGAUGCGGAGAGUGUGGUCUUCACCGCCAACGUGGGACCGGCCGUUUUCGUGGCCCGAUCGCCGUCCUCCAUUCCGGUGGCCAUUCCCCUGCGAUCGCAGCCUCUGGUGCAGGCUCCGAGAUCCCGGGGAUUCGCGUACACAACGCAUGUGGAGCAGAGGUGGUGAGAACUUCUUGUUAACAGUUCAGUAUCUUUAGUUACUUUGGAAUGUAAACCAAUAAAUGUUUUUAAUUGUUAUUUA
This is a messenger RNA of Drosophila gunungcola (fruit fly), 1363 nucleotides long. RefSeq lists its product as uncharacterized. The record is from RefSeq and is a predicted model, not a curated record. Lineage: Eukaryota; Metazoa; Arthropoda; Insecta; Diptera; Drosophilidae.